AUGCUACCAAAGAUCCCGGGCAGGUGGCCUGACAUUCAACUGUUAUGCUGCCGACCGGGAAUGUCCUACGGUGUACUGUUUAAUCGAGACACUGACUUGGACAAAUUGUUCGUAGACUUCAAGUACCUCGGGAAAAAGAAAACUCCUCAGACAAACGCGGGAAUACUUCCAUCAGUAGCAUCCACAAGUCAUCAACCCAGUACUACUGUAGUUCGAAACACAGUUGCAAAACGGAAACCUGUUCUGGAAGCAAGGCCGACGAAUGAAAAGGAGUUAGUGUUCAUAGGUGACCCGGUGCAGGGGUUAGACUUUCGUUGCAUGCGCACCUUAACUUCACGGAUGUUCAAACUGGAGGCCAAACGACGACUUCUUCAGCAACCAACAUCUGCGAUCCACAAUCAGGUUUGCAGUAUAUGCCGCCUUGAUGAGCCACAAGUUGACUUGGACGAGGAAAUACAAUGGGUUCAGUGUUUCGGUUGUCAACGUUGGACUCAUUUCAAAUGCACUGGAUUCAACAACGGGGAAAAAUACCUGUGCAUGCACUACCUGAGCCGAUGGCCAAGAUGGGAUGCGUGA
Echinostoma caproni is the source of this 576-nucleotide messenger RNA. NCBI's taxonomy places the organism in Eukaryota, Metazoa, Platyhelminthes, Trematoda, Plagiorchiida, Echinostomatidae. The record is from the annotation of a GenBank genome assembly.